CUCUAAAAAGUGUAGCUACAUAUAAUCAGAGGCGGUGACAGACAGUUGACCUGUAUAUAUACACCCACCGAUCUGCUUAUUCAGAGUUAUUCAUCAACGAACAUCAUGAGCGGAAGACUUUUUGUGCUGGGGCUGCUGAUCAUCUAUAUUGCAGCAGGUGCUGCAGACAGGCCUCCUAAGAGCGAUCUUUUGCUCAAAUGUCCUCCAAAGAUCUACAGAUGCACAAACACUUUUCGCCCUGUGUGCGGCAGUGAUGGAAUCACUUAUACCAAUACCUGUACGCUCUGCCUGAAGAUACAAAAAACCAAGAGGAAAAUUUAUAUCUCCAACAGGGGAACCUGCACAUUCUUCCAGUAUGGUUGAUAACUUCAACACAAUGAGGCAGCCCAGAAAAAUGAUAUAUUCACUGUUGUCUCACUGUAAUAAAGUCUAAGUUUGAUCAACCUGUGA
This is a messenger RNA of Poecilia reticulata (guppy), 450 nucleotides long. Lineage: Eukaryota; Metazoa; Chordata; Actinopteri; Cyprinodontiformes; Poeciliidae. The record is from RefSeq and is a predicted model, not a curated record.